Molecule: messenger RNA, 3891 nt
Organism: Centropristis striata (black sea bass)
Lineage: Eukaryota; Metazoa; Chordata; Actinopteri; Perciformes; Serranidae
Product: para-nitrobenzyl esterase
Exons: 10
Coding region: 104-1888 (594 amino acids)
Source: RefSeq, a predicted model, not a curated record
UUCAGCGCAUGCGCGCUCAAUUCAGAGGAGGAAUAAAUGCGUCAACUUUAGUUUUUAGGAGUGAACUCUUCAUGUGUUACGUGUUUACAGGGCAUGAGUGAGGAUGAAUGAAGAUGCGUUCGAGGUCCCGGAGAGGACCGAGUACCGCUACCUGGUGCAGGAGGAGGAUGAGGAGGAGGUGCAGUAUGUGCGCCACCGACACUACAUCAGCCCGCUGCUGGUGUUGUCCCGCCGCUGCAUCGUGCUCAUCUGCCUCGCCGUGCUCGCCCUGCUCGCGCUCGCCACCUACCUCGGGUACGUGGCACAGACGCUGCCGCCCGGCGUCGCCACGGUGACCACAGACUGCGGAGAGUUCAGAGGGAGACACAAAAAUGGCGCCUUCUCCUUUAAGGGCAUGCCGUACGCUGCCCCCCCGGUCGGUGACCUGCGCUGGGCGCCCCCGGCCCCCGCGGCGUGCAGGAGCUCGGUGACGGACGCGGGCCGUUUCCGCAGCGUGUGCCCUCAGUUGCGUCCCAUGACGAGCUCGGGGAAGCUGCUGGGCCAGGAGGACUGCCUCUUCAUCAACGUGUGGACACCCUCGCUGCGGCCGGCUGCCGCACUGCCCGUCAUGGUCUGGAUCCACGGGGGAUUCCUGCACAUGCUCAGUGGAGGUGAGCCCAACUACUCGCCCACGGAGGAGCUUGCCCGCGACACGGAGAUCGUCUACGUCAGCUUCAACUACAGACUGAACGCCUUCGGCUUCAUGGCGCUGCAGAUCCUGAGAGAUUCUCCAAAGAACACCUCAGGGAACUACGGCUUCAUGGACCAGAUCGCAGCUCUGAAGUGGGUCCAGAGGAACAUCCACGUGUUUGGAGGAGAUCCUGGGAAAGUCACCAUAUUUGGCCAUAGCUCAGGUGGGACCUCUGUGUGGGCGAUGAUGACGUCUCCGCUGGCGAAGGGUCUGUUCCGUGCGGCGGUGGACAUGAGCGGCUCGUACGUCCUCAACGCCACACUGGAGCAAGCCGAGUUUGACAACCUGCUGUUCCUGAACCGGACCGGCUGCAGAGACCAGAACUGCCUCAGACGUCUGUCCAUCAGACAGGUCCUCAAGGCCAUCCCAUGGCAGGAGUACCCGUCCUGGGCAGCAGACGAGUUGACGGACCUCCCCGUCAGAGGACACUUCAUCGGCCCCGUCGCCGUGGUGGACGGAUACGUGCUGGAAGCUCCGCCCUUCGAGGUGUGGGAGAAGAAAGGAGAGCACAGCGACGUUCCCUUCGUUAUCGGGACGACGGAGCAGGAGGCCGACUUCAGCCCGGCGGCUGCUAACAUUUCCACUUGGACCUGGGGUGACUACGAGUGGUUUGUAACAGAAAACCUUCGGACCUUCAGAGAGAGUCUCCCUAAAGAAGCGUUGAAGCUGUACCCGAAGUCGGCCCUGUGUCCCACCAGAGACCGCUGCCCGGAGAGAGCCUACACCACCAUGGUGUCCGACCUCAGGACCACCUGCCCCUGCAACGACCUCGCCUCCAGAGCUGCAGCGGCCCUCGACAGUCCUGUGUAUCGAUACCUGGUGACUCAUACGCCGUCAGGACCCGUCAACGUGUCCAGCGACCUCCUGACCUUCCCCAGCCGCUUCUCCUUCCACUGCCUGGACAUCAUGACCUUCUUCGGCGCGCUGGAGUCCGUCCUGGGGAAACGUCUCUCUGACGAGGACAAGAGCUUCCAGCAGCUCAUCACACGCCACCUCGUCCACUUCGCCAAGACAGGUAGAAUGGAGGCAGAGUGGCCAGAAUACCCAGCAGCCACUGCUCUGCUGUCCCACAAGCUGACGUCGUCUCAGAACCACUCGGUGGCUCAAUGUCGGCUGUGGGAGGAGAACGGGAUGUUUGCGUAUGCCUGGACCAACUGACAUUCAGAUAUCCAUCACCAGACUUUAUUAGAGUCACUUCUCCGUUACAGCGAGGUGAGCUCCUGCAGCCAGACCUCCACCCAGAGAGGGAAAACACACAUGUUGUUGGAUUGAAAGUUGCCUUUAAGUUCUCUGUAGCUUCAUUUUAUUAUUGUGAAGUAUUGAUAAGAGCCAUAUCUGUGUUUAAAUGUCUCCAGAACUCUGUGGACUUCAAGGAUUAGUUCACCAAAACGACAAAAAACACAACUUCUUAUUUCAGAUAACUGUUUUCACAACAAUAAAGAGAAAGUUGAUGUAAAUUCUACAAAAAAAUUUAAUUACUGGAAAAUCAGAAAUGUCCUGGCUUUUCUUCCACAGACCUCACAGUGGACAGCUUUCAUUAGAACUGAGUAUCUGUUUGUCCACAUGCCUCCAGAGGUAAAUGAGAGUUUUUGUUUAAAUUUGGGUGAACUGAGCCUUUAGAGAGCUGGAGGUCAGACUGCACAGAGCUGAAGAGUCUGUGAGGAGUGAAGGUGACUGACAGCGAGCUGAACAAUCAGAAUCUUUGAGGGAAAAAGAAACACAGAUAUAUUUUUGUGUCAGUUCAGUGUGAAGUGACCAUAUAGUGUCCAUAUAAUGCAUCACAUUACUGUCUUUGAGAGAAAAUGUGGUUAAAGUCAAUAUGACCACUGAACACAGAGAGAAGUCAGAUUAAUUGAAGUGUGGUUGUUUGAGGUAUUUAGGUUGUGUAUUAUCUGCAGCAGAUGAUGGUCAGGAGUUUGCAGAAGCAGCAGGGUCCACACACUUUCUUAACUUUCUUAACACUUUUAAGGAAUUUUGCAGGCCCAAUUCACUCAAAUUCAAGGAGCAAACACAGAUCCAGCUUUUUUUUUUUUUUACUGUCACACCACGUUUUAUUCUUGCAAAAUAAUAUAUAAAUUAAAUAAAAAUGAUCUAUGUCUAUUUAUGCCAAUUUUCAAAAACUAACUAUCAAGGCCUUGAUUUUACUGCUGUGGACAGGGGCAGCAGCUAAACAUAUUUUAGCCACCUAAAAGAGUUUAAGUUUAUGCUUUAUUCAGAAUAUUUUCAUUGCUUUACCUUUCUGACGGGAACUGAAGCUGUUUAACCAGACUCCAUUGACAAAAAAAGUAUUUUUAGCUUGCAGGACACAGGAGUUGCUGGUCUAUUCCUGCCUUGACUGGUUAGUUUGUUUGUGUUAUUUUGUGACGUUGGUGAUUUAAAUGGUUAGUUUUUAUACACCAAAGUCAAAGAAAAACACAAACAAAAUAAUUAAUAAAGGCAGCAAUAGACCAGCAACUCCGGUGUCCUGCAAGCUAAAAUUACUGUUUUUCUCAAAGGAGUCUGGUGGUUUUGAAAAGAGCAAAGAUAACAGUGUAAACUUGCAGUCUGACAGCAAGGUAAAGCAGUGAAAAUAUUGCAAAUAUAGAGUUCACUUAAACUGAUAUUGAUUUUUGUGUGUCCACAGCAGCAGUCUCCUGCCUCUACAAACUGUAGACCUCCAUCUACUGAACCUUGUAUAACCACGCUACAAACGUAUAGUUGGUAUAAAUUCAGGGAUAUGAUUGAGAUGAAAAGGGAAUGUUAGAACUGAAAGACUGCUUUUUUAACCUGUGAACGUGUCGUUUGUGUUGUUGAAGUCCUGCUGUUUGCACUGAUUCAUCACGCUUGGCCACUAAGUCUUUGCACUAUGCUGUGAAAUUGUUUUAUUACAUGAAUAUUUCGUUGCGCUCAUGAUCGAGUUGAUCUGUUGAUUUCAGCAUUUUGUUCCAGAUGUUUAUGACGUGAAUCAGAUUAGCUAACAGUGAGUUUAAAUUCACACAUUUUCACAUUUUAAAUCACUUUCAUACUGUGUGGUUGUUUUUAAUCGCUCUGUAUUAUUAUUUUUUUAUGGUUUGUAAACAGUAAUUGUUAAUAUGCUUGCAGCAUCGUGCUUUGCUGUGUGUUGUUGCAGUGAUAUUAUCUCAUAUGCUCAAUAAAUUCACAAUGCACAACAAUAAUAAUCU